CGCAGGAGCGCAGGUAUAUAGUUAUUUAGUAUUUACUUUUUACUUUUACUAUUAUAUAUGAGAAAUUUCCAGAAAUGUAAGAAAUACUGGAAAUAUAAUUUUUAAAGAAACUUAAUACAAAAUAGACUAAAAUGGACUUUGAUAGUCCAGAUGUUAUGAAAGAUUUUCCAGGGUUAUAUGCAUCGGAGCACAAUAAAAAAUGCAGCAAUGAGAGUGACUAUAGUGAUGAUGUCGAGAAAGGAGCGAAAAAAGAUAUUUUGAUAGGUAAACGUAAAGAUAAAAAGGACAAAAAAGAUAAAGAGAGAGGUUAUGCAGCUUUAGGAGGAGAGAGUUCAGAUGAUGGAAGCAAGUCCCGGAGUCCAUCAAAAUCGAAAAAGACCAAGUCAUUUAAAUUUACUUCCAAGUCAAAAGAGAAAAGGGAAAAAUCAAGAGACAAAGAGAGUUCUGAUAAAAAAGACAAGGAAAAGAAAGCAGAUAAGAAAUGUGAAAAGGACAAAGGGAAGAAAACGAAAAGUUCUGUUGAAGAAACAAUUGUCAUAGCUGAUGCUCUGCCAAUAUUUGGGGUGAGUUUAGAUAUUGCCAUUGAACGAAGUAGGUGCCAUGAUGGAGUUGAUUUGCCAUUACCAAUCAGAGACUGUAUCGAUUUUGUAGAAUCCAUCGGAGUACUUUUUGAAGGUGUUUAUAAGAUUAGUGGAACAAAAGCAAAAGUUACACAAAUUAAGAAAAUGUACAAUCAGAGGGAAAAUGUUAGAUUAAGUGAUUACGAUGUGCCAACUGCUACUAGUCUAUUAAAAAUGUUUUUAAGGGAUCUUCCAGAACCCAUAUUCACAAAUGAUUUACUAAUACGCUUUGAGGAAGCUGGUGCCAUAUUGAAUUUAAAUACUAGGGAAAAACAUUUGAAAAUAUUAGUAGAGAAUUUGCCCUCACAGAACAAGCUGUUAUUGUCAUGGUUGAUAGUUCAUUUACACAACGUUUCUUUAAAUGAAAAGCAAAACAAAAUGAGUAAGCAAAAUAUUGCAUCUGCACUCAAUCAUACCUUUCACGUAUCAUCGAGAUUACUUCAAGCCUUACUUCAUCACUCUCAAGCAUUGUUUCCAAAUGUUGUUAUUUUUAAAUAUAUUCCUCCUGUAUGCAAUAUUGUGCAGAUACCUGAAAGAGCUCAGCAGCUAGAAAUAGAACUGAAAAAACAAGAAUCUCUGCUAUCUCAAAUACAUAAAGAGAUGAAUGUUGGGUGUAUAUCCAAAGAAAGAGAGGAAAAGCUGUGGGAAGUACAAAGAAUCAUUACACAAUUAAAGAGAAAGAUGAAGACAGUGAGAAGAAUAAAAAGCAGUACAGAAAAAUGUGAUGAAGAUAAUGGUUUGGAAGAUAAAAAAACUGAGAAGGAAUUAGAUGCGGUGCCUGUAAACGAACCGACUGAAUCAACAGUAGCUCACUCGGAUACUUCUUCAAUAAAAUCCCAAACUGCUUUAUCCCUGGUUGAAUCAGAAGCAAGUGUGGAGUUAGCUAAACCUGAGCAAAAACAACCAGAAGAAACUGAGACUGGCGGGGAAGAUACAGCUGUUGAAAAAAAUGAUUUUUUGUUUGAUGAUGAUAUUGUAUUGCUUACUUAUAAGCGAAAUGGUCUCAUUCAGUUAAAGGAACAAUUGAUGAAGGACAUACAACAAGAAAAAAAUGAAAUUGAAUCUUCGAAGGCAAAACUCGAGGCUGGUGCAAAUAAAGGCAAUGUUUCUAAAAUAGUUAUACCAAAACAAGACAGCUUAGAUCAAAUAAUGAUACUUCUGCAAAACGAAAACAAAAUUUUACAAAUAAAGAAGAUCAAUCUUGUUCGGAAAAUUAUUGAGCAAAAAGAAUUGUGCAUAGAAUUGAGUGCACAGUUGAAGUUAGCUGAAAGUGGUAAAUAUUCGAAUGUGUAGAGUGUACUUAAGAUCAUGAUCUUUCAUUUUUCACACAUACACUGAUGAAAAAAACAUGUGCCUAAUGCUUUGUUUUUGUACAAAUUUAAUACUAUCACUCUAUUCUGUCAUAUUUGUAUGUAAUUUUUUUUGUUGGUUAUCAGUCAAUUAUAAGUUUUCAUUAAUUAAUUGAACUAAGGGCUUAAAUUGUUGUUUAUUGGUGCCAUCAUGUACUGUUUAGAGUUGAAUUAUUAAGAAAAAACAUAUUUUUACCAAAGAAUAUACAGGGUGUCCCCGAAAAUAGUGCGUUCCUUAAAGGUAUAGGUAGAAGGCACCAUGUAGAGCAAAAAAGUCUUAUAACAUUUUUUUCUAAAUGCAACCGUUUGGCUAAAAAACCAAAAUACAUUUUGGUAUGCAAAUUGAAAUCUGACAACUAUGUAUACAAAAAUCUAAACAUAGACAAUCACAAUUCAAAAAUAGUUGCAGCAUUUUAGCCAUAAGUAUUUACAUUCAACCCUGUCUUCAUCCUAAACAAACAAAUAAAUUCUUGUUUUGUUGGAUUUUCAAACAUGGGGUGGUACAGUUGCGGUCAUUAAAUAGUUUACAGGAUUACGUAUCUAGGAGCCGAUUUUUUAAAUUUUUACCCCGUGUAAACGCACCUUUUACGUCAAAGUGACGUUACCAGUGGUGUACCCAGAAUAGGUUGAUUAAAAUUAAAAAAUCAAAAUAUAAAUAAUAUAUUUUACAAAAUUUAACAAAAUGAAAAGUAUAGAAAAAGUAUUUUUGAAUAAACUUGAUUAUGAUAUUAAUAACGAAAAUAAGGAAGUCUGGUUUUAAAAUACCCUUUUAUUUUAAAUAUGUUUUAUAAUAAAUAUUGAUAAACACAUCUUUGUUUGAUUUUCCAUAUGCACAUAUGGCUCACGUUUAAAUCUGCAGCAACUUGCCUUAGUGACCAACCUUCUUCGAGUUUGGCAACUGCUCUUGCUUUUUGCGCAUCACUCAAAUGCAUUCGAAUCAUUUUGGAGGAGUUUGAUAUCGUUUUAUGUUAUUUUUCAACAUUUCUGAAAUUUUUGACAAGCAUUGACUUUUUCAAAUUUUUUGACUUUCGACAUUUAUCAAAUCCGUACGACACUGCUAUUUUUGCAGUAUUACAAUAUAAAAAUUAAAGUGUAAACUAUUCAGUGACCGUAACUGUACAAUUAUUUUGCAGGUGUACCUGUCUGACCUACAUUUGUGGUGUCAAUAAACUAAAUCACAAACAGUUCUUGUAAAGUGAUGCCAAAUUAGUUAAUUUUAUGAAAAUAACAGUUCGCUUAUAUGGAGAACAAUGUAAUUUUUUUUUGAAACGAUUAACUUUAGAAAAAAAUAUUAUAGGACUUUUUUGUUCUACAUUGUGUAUUAUAUCCAUACCUUAAAGCAGCGGUUCCCAACCUUUUUUCACUGCCGUACCCCUUGAGAUAAAUGUAUUUCAAAUUGUACCCCCAAGAAAAAAAAGUUGCAAGAACAUUAAUCAUGGAAAGUAAAUAUUUACGCAAGAGUUUUUUUUUAUCUUUUAUUUGACAAUAAAGUUAUUGUUCCAAAAUUAGGCCUAUAUAUAUUUCUAGUAAACUUAGUAAAUUCUAAAUACCAACUGUAAAAAAUAAUAACAAAGUAAAUACAAUAUUUCUUAUCACAAAAACAUACUAGAAUUAGCAAAUAAGUUUAUUGAAAAAAAAAAUCAAAAUUAUUCUUAAAACAAGUCAAAACUGUUUUAGUGUGACCCUUGGGCCUGUUUUGUUGCACAUAAUAUUUUGAAAUCAAUAUCAAAGGUUGAUAACUACACUCUUAAAUCAGGACUUGCAUUUAGCUUAUUCCUAUACUUAUUCUUAAUGAAAUCAUAGGAAGAGAACGAUCUCUCAACUAGUUCUGUGUUUGUAAAAGGAAGUAAAACCAGAAGGGCUUUUGUGGCUAAGGGUCCAUAUUCAUCCCUAAUGCUCACCCAGAAUUGUCCAAGGGGUUUCUUCUUGAACUCGGAUUUCAAGGAGGAGUCACUUAAAAGUUCUAGGAGCUUUUCCAUCUCAUGAACGGUCAAUGUAGCAGUCUUGACGUUUUCUUCAUUGAAAGGAUCUGCAAUCCAGUUCUCUCCGUCACCUCGUUUAGGAAAAUACUUUCUAAAAGAGUCCUUCAAGUUUGUCAAAUGUGUCACUAUUUGAUGUUUCACUUUGUCAGAUAUGGGCAGAUUAUUGUCACUCAAGAAAUCAUGAAGCGUGCCAAAAACUUCAGCUUGAUUGUUUUGAAUACAGGUUUUCCAAAAAUCAAUUUUCUUCAGCAUGGAUUCAAUUUUGUCAGCAACUUUGAAUACUGUAAUUGAGCUGUUCUGUAACUCUAAGUUGAGUUUAUUGGUCUGAGAAAAAAUGUCAGCUAAAUAAGCAAGCUUUUGAAGCCAGUCACUAUCAUGAAACUUGGAGGCUAAAUAAAAAGGAUGCUCUUCAAAAAUACUUGCAGUUCAUGUCUGAGCUCAAAAAGUCUUGUAAGAACCUUCCCGCGAGAUAGCCACCUUACUUCCUUGUGCAAAAGCAACGUGGAGUGAAUGCCACCCAUACCUUCACAAAGCACUUUGAACAGUCUGGAGUUUGUUGCAUUGGCUUUAACAAAGUUGACUACUUUAACUGCUUCAUUGAGAACAUCAUUCAAAGAAGACGGCAACUUUUUGGCUGCAAGACUCUGUCUGUGGAUGCAACAAUGGCUCCAUGCUACGUGUGGGGCCACUUCUUUUACGCGCCCUUGAAGACCGAUAUAUAUGCCAGACAUUGAUUUUCCUCCGUCAGUGCAUAUACCACACAAUUUACCCCAGUCUAUUUCUUUUUCACAGAAGUAGCUAUAAAUCACAUUGAACACAUCUUCCCCUGUAGUACGCUCAGUUAAUGCAUGGCACAGCAACAGAUUUUCUUCAAACUCCUUGUUGGGAUUUACAUACCUUGCAUUAACAAGUAAGAUUGUUAGGGCAGUUGUCCGUACAGUAUUGUCCGUACUUUCGUCAACUUGGAUGGAAAAAAAAUCACUGUCUUUUAAUUGCUGAACAACUUUUUCUUCAAUGUACUUAGAAAUGUCUUGAAUUCGCCGUGAAACUGUUAUGUGUUGUUUGACAGCGGGAUGGAGUUCACCUUACGAACAAAGUCCUGACCAAACAUACACUGAACAGCAUCUUUUAUACAAGGGGCUAUCAAAUCCUCACCUAUUGUGUGGUUUUUACCGCUUUUUGCAAUAUGGUAGCUAAUUUUGAAAGAGGUUUCCACAGCAUUUUCAUUAUCUCUAUUAACUGAUGCGAAAUAAGAAGAAACCACGCCAUCUUUCCCAUAAUUUUUUGAAAGUCGUUCAAAAUAGGUAAUUUCUUUAUUUUUGUGCUGGGCGUCUUUGGAUUCAAGGUGGCGCAAAAGUAAGGAAGGUUUCAUGCUACCAUUACCUAAAACUUCUCCACAAACAACACAUAGUGGGUUUUUACUUUCCUCCUCUCCAGUAAACAAAAAGCCAUAUUUCAAGUACUCAUUUGAAUAUUUUCGUUUCUUUGAGGAAGUUCCAGUACUAGUACUAGAUUUCUGAGGUUUACUAUCACUGGUACUCACAUAAGAAGAAUGUUCUGCUGCUGAGUCCCGGGACGUACUAGGCUUUCUAAGCACCUGACUUGCCGGAUCAGUCUGAUUUGUUUUAAGCGAUCCAGUUUUUAACCACUUUUCCAUCUUCUUGAUUACAGUUAAAUCGUUUACAAAUCAGUCAAAAACUAACACGCACAAUAAGCAAGUAAAAAGUAAACUGAACAUAAAAUCACGUAAUGAUUUAUCACGUAACUUACGACAAACACAUAAAGUCCGCCAUUACCAAAUAUUUUCGGCGUACCCCCAACCAGGUCGUUGCGUACCCCUAGGGGUACGCGUACCCCAGGUUGGGAACCGCUGCCUUAAAGGAACGCACUAUUUUCGGGGACACCCUGUAUACUCUCCUAGAAGAAGCUUUUAUAUGGAACAUAUGGUCACGUUUAUUCGUCACUUCAAAGCAGGCUUGUUGACGAGGGAUGUUGCGGCCGCGAUGCGGGCGGUGGUGAGUUCGCGUAAGCUCCGUAGUCAUCUAGACUAAGAGCCGCUAUAGGUGAAAAUUCUUAAUCAUUUUAGGCACGACGAAACCCUAUAACUUAAAUAGUAGAACCUAAAAGAAAACGUUUGAACACUGUGCCGUCACUUUUCAGUGGCACAUGCGUCUACAGUGGCGCAUCAAACUUUCCACUUAUGGACGGGAUACAUAAAUUAAAAAAUACCCUCCCUAAUUACCAGAAUUUAAUUUUUUUCAUUUUUUUAAGUUUUAUGUGAUUAAGACAUAAGAUUCAUCGUAAUUUUAACCCAGCACCCCCUUCUCCCUGCCCCCACCAUCAAAAACUUUAUAUUUCGAUUUUAUUUUUUUUUUGGUGGGAUGCAAUCAAUUUUAAAAUUUCAAAAAAUUUACACGCAUAGCUAAGGGUUUUAUAAAACACAUCUAUUUUUUAUAGACCUGUAGGUUGAGUGUACAUAACCUCAAAAAAAUUUUAAAUUUUUUUUUUUGAAAAAAAGUAUAGAACUUUUUUUUGGGGAUAGCUGCAGAUCUAAUUUUUUCUUAGUCUUGUGUAUUUUAUCAAACACUAUAUUUCUGAUUUUUUUCAGAUUUUUCUGUAACGUUGGUCACCUUCAAAAAUCCAAAAAACUGUUUUUUAAUGGGGUUUUGGGGGGUUUGAACGUGUUUUUCUGAUUUUUAAAUAUUCUAAAGAACUCAGUUACUUCAAGUUACAUAUAACCUAUAAAAACAAAAUUGAUUUGAUAUAUUAAGUCUAUAAAAUAGGGAAAAUCCCCCAAAACCCCCCAAAAAACAGUUUUUCGGAUUUUUGAAGGUGGGGAGACUUACAGAAAAAUCUGAAAAAAAUUUAAAAUAUAGUGUUUGAUAAAACACACAAGAUUAAGAAAAAAUUAGACCGGCAGCUAUUCCUCAAAAAAAGUUAUACGCUUUUUUGAAAAAAAAAAUUUCUUUUAAUUUUUUGAGGUUAUGUACACUCUACCUAUGGGUCUAUAAAAAAUAGGCAUGUUUUAUAAAAGCCUCAACUAUGCGUGUGAAUUUUUUGAAAUUUUAAAAUUGAUUGUAUCCCACCAAAAAAAAAAUAAAAACGAAAAAUGAAGUUUUUGAUGGUGGGGCAGGGGGAAUGGGGUGGUGGGUUAAAAUCACGAUGAAUCCUAUGUGUUAAUCACAUAGAACUUAAAAAAAUAAAAAAAAUUUAAUUCUGUUAGUAAGUUCUGUUAACUUUUAAUUUAUUUAUCCCGUCCAUAAGUGGAAAGUUUGAUGCGCCACUGUCGACGCAUGUGCCACUGAAAAGUGACGGCACAGUGUUCAAACGUUUUCUUUUAGGUUCUACUAUUUAAGUUAUAGGGUCCCAUCGUGCCUAAAAUGAUUAAGAAAUUUCACCUAUAGCGGCUCUUAGUCUAGUCAGGUUUAUGCACCUACUCAGUGGGAACACAAAAUCCUAUGCUAAAACGUUACAGGGCACUACCCUUCUACUCACGUCUAUAUUCUUUGUUUUUUACUAUUGAUAUGUUUCUUAUACAGGGUGUCCCCGAAAAUAGUGCGUUCCUUUAAGAUAUGGAUAUAAUACACAAUUUAGAACAAAAAAGUCCUAUAACAUUUUUUUCUAAAGUUAACCGUUUCCAAGAAAAAAAUUACAUUGUUCUCCAUAUAAGUGAAUUUUUAUUUUCAUAAAUUUGAAUGACAUGGCAACGUAGCCUAGAAGAACUUGCUGUGACUGUGGAAAUUUAACUUAAUAACCCCUUGUUUAUUUACUUUUAGGUGUGAUUUUUUGGGGUUGUUGACAUCGUAGGUACCUACCUGCAAAAUAAUGGAUAUGGGUUUUGUUGAUAUUUACAUUAUUUUACCUACCAGAUGCAACUGACCUACAAACCUACUUUUUUAAUCUUCAGAUUUUUGAGUAGCGCGUUGUUGCCAGACUUCAAUUUGCAUAUCAAAAUGUAUUUUCGUUUUUUGGUCAACUGGAUCAAUUUAAAAAAAAAUGUUAUAAGACUUUUUGUUCUACAUGGUGCCUUCUACCUAUACAUUUAAGGAACGCACUAUUUUCGGAGACACCCUGUAUACAUAUUUCUAAAUAGAACAAAUUCAUUGACAUCACAUUUGAUACAUUAUAUAAUUCGUUUUGAUAUGCACUUACACAACAACAAUUUGGCUCUUUGCAUCUAUAUUUCAGAAGACUUUGCAUAUGUAACUAACUUAAACGUAGAAAAUAACUUUAAAACCUCUAAAAGUAUCAAAAAAUAGAAGAAAAGGACUGACAUAAUAUGUUCUCUAGCUGAUUUAUUUAAAAUUUUCCUAUUCUAUUGUUUUAUUAUAAAUGGGUAAUAUAAUAACAGCCCCCUGUAUGAUAAUAUUAAUUUGAACCAACCAUUUCUGUUGUAGUCUCUCUUUUAGGAAAGUCUGAUAUGCAAAUAACUUUUAAUAUACAGACUAAACUUUUUACAUAUGUGUGUGAUCUCUCUCUAUUUUAUUAUUUUUUUAUAUAUGUAUUUAAUAUAUGUAUGUAAAUACUCCUUAAUGUACUUGAAUACUUAUUUAUUUAUACUUGAUUUGUGAUAUCUUUAAAUCUUAUUCUGAUUUAAUAUAUUGUGAUUAUAACCGAAGAUGUUAAGUGGAACUGUAUAACGUAUUUUCGAUCUAAAGCAGAACAUUUUGAUAUUGUUUAUAUUUACUACUUAAGAGAUUCAACAAAAAUUCAAUGUUGUUAUAUAAUUGAAUGUUUUAUACAGGGUGUUUCAUUGGGAAAGUAACAUACGUUAACUAUAGAAAUAGGACACUAGGCGGUCUCAAAAAUAUCAUACCUAAUGGAUCCUACUUCAUUAAUAACAAAGAUACUGGGUGUUUGAUUUAUUUUGCCAUUUUCUUAUUUGGUUCAUAACUUUUUAACCACACUGUAUAUUUAUUUUAUAUUUGGCACGCAAAUAUUCUUCAAGGUGUACAAUCAAUUAAUUUAUUUACAAUUGUAAAAAAUCCAGGUCCGGAUUAAAAAAUAUUGGAAAAAUGUUCCUUCCCAAAAACAACACCCUGUACAUUAAAUUUUUUUAAAUGGAUUUAGCAUUUGAAAAGAGGAUGAAAAACUAAAGUUAGUGGUAUACGUUGAAUUUUCGGCAAAAUGAUUUUUCUGGUAAAAUUUUGAAUUUGAAUUCUGAAAUUAUGAGAAUUGCGAGAGCUCGAAGUAGAAAAAAAAAUAAAAUACGACUUAAAACUUGUUAAACACACUGUAUAUUUAUUUUAUAUUUAACACCAAAUAUUAUUUGAUCAAUUAAUUUAUUUACAAUUAUAAAAAAAUCCAGGGCCGGAUUAAAAAAUAUUGGAAAAAUGUUCCGACCCAAAAAACACCCUGUACAUUAAUUUUUUUUAAAUGGAUUUUGCAUUUAAAAGAGGAUGAAAAACUAAAUUUAGUGGUAUACUUUGAAUUUUCGGCAAAAUGAUUUUUCUGGUAAAAUUUUGAAUUUGAAUCCUGAAAUUAUGCGAAUUGCGAGAGCUCGAAGUAAAAAAAUUAAAAUAUAACAUAAUUUUAAUUUAAAUUUAAUUUUAAUUUUAAUUUAAUCCAAAUUGGUAAAAUGUUAACAUUUCAGUGUAAAUAAUAAAAAGUCCACAAAAAAUACAUAACUUUAAUCAACGAACUAUAAAUAAAAAAAAAUUCCAAAAAAUAACUUACAAACUAUAGUAAUUGUUCAAAAUGGCCACCAUCUUGUUGAAGACAAAGUCUUGCUCUUUCUUCAUUCUAUUCUUCCCUACUAUUUAUUUCCUCGUUAUAAACUUUGGAUUUUAGAUAUCCAAAAGUUAUUUUUUUAGCAAUUAUUUUUCUGUUUUUUUUUAAUUUUUAAGAUAGUUCGUUGAUUAAAAUUAUGUAUUUUUUAUGGACUCUUUAUUAUUUAUUCGUUAAUUAAUAUUUGUUAUGAAUUAUUUGUCGCCAGAAUGAAAAAAUACCAAAAUGUUAACAUUUUAUUAAUUUAGAUUAAUUAAUAAUGGUAUUAAUUAGAAUUAAGUCACAUUUUAAUUUUUUUACUUCGAGCUCUCGCAAUUCACAUAAUUUCAGAAUUCAAAUUAAAAAUUUUACCCGAAAAAUCAUUUUGCCGAAAAUUCAAGUAUACCACUAAAUUUAAUUUUUCAUCGCUUUUUCAAAUAUAAAAUCCAUUUUAAAAAAAUGAAUGCACAGGGUGUUUUUUGGGUAGGAACAUUUUUCCAAUAUUGUUUAAUCCGGCUCUGGAUUUUUUAUAAUUGUGAAUAAAUUAAAUGAUUGGACACCUUAAAUAAUAUUCAGUAUUAAAUAUAAAAUAAAUAUAUACAGUGUGGUUAACAAGUUGUAAGUCAUAUUUCAAUUUUUUUUCUACUUCGAGCUUUCGAAAUUCACAUAAUUUCAGAAUUCAAAUUCAAAAUUUGACCAGAAAAAUCAUUUUGCCGACAAUUCAAAGUAUACCACCAAAUUUAGUUUUUCAUCCUUUUUCAAAUGCAAAAUCUAUUUAAAAAAAAUAAUGUACAGGGUGUUGUUUUUGGGUAGGAACAUUUUUCAUAUAUUUUUUAAUCCGGACCUGGAUUUUUUACAAUUUUAAAUAAAUUAAUUGAUUGUACACCUUAAAUAAUAUUUGCGUGCCAAAUAUAAAAUAAAUAUACAGUGUGGUUAAAAAGUUAUGAACCAAAUAAAAAAUGGCAAAAUAGAUAAAACACCCAGUAUCUUUGUUAUUAAUGAAGUAAGACUUAGUAAGUAUGGUAUUUUUGAGACCGGCUAAGUGUCCUCUUUCUACAGUUAACGUAUGUUACUUUCCCAAUGAAACACCCUGUAUCAUUUUGAAUAAACGUAUCUUAAAGAAAUAUAA
This is a messenger RNA of Diabrotica virgifera virgifera (western corn rootworm), 10786 nucleotides long. It is a transcript of the gene Rlip, whose product is annotated as ralA-binding protein 1. The record is from RefSeq and is a predicted model, not a curated record. The transcript has 7 exons. Bases 132 to 1913 code for a protein of 593 amino acids. Gene Ontology annotation, molecular function: small GTPase binding; GTPase activator activity. NCBI's taxonomy places the organism in Eukaryota, Metazoa, Arthropoda, Insecta, Coleoptera, Chrysomelidae. Gene Ontology annotation, biological process: small GTPase-mediated signal transduction.